AUGACGGAGAUUACGCUCGAAAACAACUCGAUUUCGACCAUCAUUGCCAACUUUCCAGCGACCUUGACGACCUUGGGCUUGUUUGGCAACCCGAUCACGGCCAUUUACGCCAACGCGUCGCAGUUUGAGAUCCUUCAAAAGCUCUCCAACUGGGCAGGGUCCCCCGACGUCCGGCCGGUACUCGGCUCGACCCUCGGCGGCGCCGACUGCCACGGCCACAUUGGCGUCCAGUACAUCACGCCGCGCAUUGGCAUUUGCAUCCUCGGCAACGACAAGACGGCGUCGCUCUCGACCGUCGUCGGUGUCGGCAUCGGCGUCUUCAUUUUCGUGCUCCUCAGUCUUCUCGCGGUCAUCCGGCUGCGUCGGGCCAAGAAAAAGACGGCCCAGUGGUGGUACCACGAGACCGACGACGACCAAAUGCUGCCGGUGGAUAUGGUCGAGACGUCGCGGCUCCAGCACGACGCGCGCUUCGACGACCAGCUGCAGCAGGUGCGCAUCCCGGUCACGGACCUCCAGCGCGACGUCGUCUUGGCCCGCGGCGGCUUUGGCGUCGUCUACCUCGGUACGCUCCGGCAAAAGGAAAAGGUGGCCAUGAAGCGGCUCCUCCCCAACUUUAUGGCGAGCGCGCGCGCGAUUGACGAAUUUCUGCACGAGAUCCGCCUCUACUCGUCGCUCCACCACGCGCACAUUGUCGGCUUCAAGGGCGUCACGUGGAGCAACGCCCGCAACAUCACGAUCGUCAUGGAGUACAUGCCGUACAGCGACGUGUGGAGUCUCCUCCUCAAGAACAAGUGGGUCACGUCGUGGUUCACCAAGAUGCAGCACGAUGCGAUGCGCGGCCGCACGACGAUGGGCAUGGUCAAAGGCCCCGAGUUUGGCGUCUCCAAGAUCGACGUGGCGAAAGCGAUCGCGAGUGCGCUCCGCUACCUUCACGGCCUGGAGACGCCGUUGAUCCACCGCGACAUCAAGACGCGUAACGUGCUCUUGGGCGCCCACUACGAGGCCAAAUUGACCGACUUUGGCACGAGCCGGUUCCGGGCCGACGACCUCACGAUGACGGCCGAGAUUGGCACGGCCGCGUGGAUCGCCCCCGAAGUCUUAAAGGGCGUGCGGUACACGGAGAAGGCCGACAUUUACAGCUUUGGGGUCAUGAUGUCGGAGCUCGAUACGACCGAGAUUCCAUAUGCCAACCUCUUUCUCGAGCCCGGGUCGACGCUGACGCUGGCGCGGACACGGAUUGCGAUGCUCGUCGUUAACGGCGAGCUCCGCCCGGGCUUUCGCGCCCAGUGUCCGCACCAGAUUGCCCGCGUCGCGCGGCGGUGUCUCGCAUUUGACCCGGCGCAGCGACCCACGGCGACAGAGCUGCUCGCUCUCCUCUCCGAGUGCACCCCGCCGCGCCACGAUGAGAGCGCCAACUUUUUCUCGUCCGACUUUUUGGGCGGCCAUUGAGCCUUCAACUAACUUAACAUGCCU
This is a messenger RNA of Saprolegnia parasitica CBS 223.65, 1473 nucleotides long. Its product is annotated as TKL protein kinase. The coding region runs from base 1 to 1449 and encodes 482 amino acids. The record is from RefSeq and is a predicted model, not a curated record. Gene Ontology annotation, biological process: protein phosphorylation. Gene Ontology annotation, molecular function: ATP binding; protein kinase activity. NCBI's taxonomy places the organism in Eukaryota, Oomycota, Saprolegniomycetes, Saprolegniales, Saprolegniaceae. The transcript has 2 exons.